Messenger RNA from Paramecium sonneborni, 666 nucleotides. NCBI's taxonomy places the organism in Eukaryota, Ciliophora, Oligohymenophorea, Peniculida, Parameciidae. The record is from the annotation of a GenBank genome assembly.
AUGAAAAAAAGCCAAGUGAUAAGGCCUAACUCCAAUAACAAAAAUGAAAUUAAGAAUAAUCAAAUCUACAUUCCUAAGGUCUCAAGCAUGAUAAUUUCUGAAAAGAUAAUGUAGAAUCUACUUAGGACGACCUCAACGAAUCCUCCAACGAAGAAUUAACCUAACUAAAUAUUGAGUCCUAUUAAAAAGAACUAUGUAUAAAGUCCUAUUAAGAAUUAAAAGAAUAUUUAACAAUUGAAUUCAUCUUAUAGUUUAAUUAAUUAUGCCGUCACCAAUUCAAUAAGGUAUUACAACCCUUAAAAUAAAUCUUAUAUAUCAAGUAAUUCUUCUAAGAUCUCUACUAAAAGUGGAUAAAAAGUUAGUUAAAUCAUCCUAAAAGCUAUAAAUUAAUCAUCAAUAAUCAAGUAAGAACUAAAUUCUAUUCCAUUACAUAAACUAAUUUCUAAAUUGAAAAAUUAAAGUAAAGAGAAAAGAUCAAUAUCUCAACUGCCUACAAUGUCUACAGAGAGAGUGAUUCAAGAAUCAGAGAGAAAACAACAAAAAAGGAAAAAAUCAGUUCGAUUUCAUGAUAAAGUAGAAUAUCUUGUUAUAGGAUGUUCAUAAGGAAAUGAAGAAUACAAAUAUAAAUUCUUUGAACAACUUGAUCAGAAACCUGUGUGUUUGUGA